GUACACAAUUGGGUUUUAAGCGACGACGGCGUUUUGUUUUAAUCAAUCACUGUAAGGAAGUUGAUAAUCAAUAAACAAAAGAAAUAUCUAAAAGAAUUAAACAUGCCUUUUAAAUAAAUAAUCGGAAUAGUUUCAGGGAUUAAUCACGAAUCUGAGCCACUUAAAAUAGUCAAAAUGUCUGCAGCGGAAGUGGUUGCACCUAUCAUCAAGCAGAAAACCGGACAGGACUUUCUGGAAUCCACGAGUUUCCGGAUCGGGCAGGAUGACCAACUGACCAAUCAGCGGAUGGACAGUAUCUUUAAGAGCGACUACCCACCCUAUGGCACGUACGGACGGCCGGCCGGCGCCAGGCCGCCACCACUGUCGGAAGUCAUGCAUCGGGACCAAAAAUUCUUCAGUGAGAGGGAAUCAGAAACCACUAAGUCCUUUGAAUACCGCCAUCUGCCAAAACCAGAAAUACAGGGCGCCAGUGGAAAGCUUCGCGUGACAAAUUUCAAAAUGGACAGAGACAUAAGCAAAUUUAACAAUUUCGAAACGGUUCAUAAUUCCUACUUUACCCCGAAAAUGGGAGAUGCAUACAAACGUGUAGAAGGGGCCGGUACCCGGCAGAGCAAUAUACCACAAGGGGAUAGGGAGAAGGAACCGCAGCCCCUCACAGACUACAGGGACAUGUUUAAGGGCCACGAUACAAACAUUCAUAAAACAAUAAGAGCCCCAUCAAUGCACGAAGGCGGGCCUCCGACGAUCAAGGGUGACGAUCGUAGCACGCACUUCAACACAACCCACACGGACACGUUUAUGGGACGCUAUGAGAAGCCCGUCCAGACGCUACCCGUGCCCCCAAGUUACAAUGUUCCGACGGGAGACCCGCGCAAUGUCGUGGAAAGGGAGACAACAAUGAACGCUUCCUUCCAGGAUAUGUCUAACCAAAAUCAACGACAGCCGUACAAUACCGAACAUGUAAGCAAAGUGCUAAACCAGACCAACUUUAAGCAACAAGAUGGCCACUAUAAAUGGAAUGACUACCGAAGCACUGCCACUUCUUCCUACAUGCCCUCCGUAAUUCCAGUUGAACGGUUCAAACCUGGGAAGCACAGAAAUCAUAGCGAUUUUCCGGAGGGCGAUUUAGACAAUCAACGCGUAAAUGAAAGAGUGAACUUAACUACAAACCGAUUUUACCACGGAAAUCCUCCAAGGGGUCUACAUAAUACCAUUAUAUCAGGCGCCAACCUGCGCACGAGAAGUAAUGUUUGGUUCGGAGAGCCACUGUUGGGCAGCUCUUUUUACAAUACAACCAAUAGUCGCUCGUUCUCGGCAAAAACUGUGCCCUACACCUACAACAGACAGAGCUUCUACAAGGAGAGCGAUAUUCCUGUGAAUUAUUACGGAAAAGGGGAGCGGAACCACACGACCGCUUUCUCAGACUACAAGGACCCCAGAAAAGUGAAAACGGCGCCCAAUUCUCAAGCGAUAGAAAAUUUAAAGAUGUCUCACAUAUUGCCUCCCAUCUCCAACCUACGUAACUUUAAUACCACACACAAUGACACGUUUUACCCGAAGAGUUCCGAACGUUACUCGUACGACGCCGGCAGGCUCCAGAAGAGCUCGGUUCCCCUGGGAACAAUGGCGGGUGUAUCAGACUGACAAGGAGUUGUCGCCCCUAGUUUGUUUUUAUAAAUAUGCCAUUUCGUUCUUCAAAGAAUAAGAGUAUAGACUCCAUUUAAAAUGAUCAAAAUAAACAAACAUAAUAAUCAUGGGCAGAGUCUUAAAUUAUUGGAACAUCUCUUAUGUUGUUAACGUAUUGUAGAAAAGUAUUUCUUAAUGUGACACAUUAUUAUGGCCCUUGAAUCUAGUUUUAUAUCGUGAUAAAUAAUGCAUUUCAAGGGCUGUGACCCUUGAUGAAGUAUGCUAUUUGUAUGAACUGUUGUUAUAGUUUAUAGAAUUUUUAAAUAAUCGCUGUAUCAACCUGUUAAAAACCACUUCGACUGUUGUGUGUGUAUUGAACUCAAAACAACAUUUAUUGAUUUGCAGAUAAUCGAUAUAUUCGCCUACAAAGUUCACUUUUUUAAAAUUUUCCCUGUGUUCUAGUCAGUGGUUAUAGUACAGAACUGUAACAUAGUUUAUGGGAUCCUGUACAUUAGAACUGCAACAUCUUCCACGGGAUUCUGUACAUUAGUAGUGCAACAUAGGUCAUAAGCUGCUGUACAUUAGUACUGCAACAAAGUCCACGGGAUUCUGCACAUAAGUAGUGCAACAUAGGUCAUAAGCUGCUGUACAUUAGUUAUGCAACAAAGUCCACGGGAUUCUGUACAUUAGUAGUGCAUAUAGGUCAUAAGCUGCUGUACAUUAGUACUGCACCAUAGUCAAUGGGAUCCUGUACAUAAGUUCUGAAACAUAGACAUUAGUCCUUUACAUCAGUGCUGCAACAUAGUCCAAAGGAUCCUGUACAUUAAUACUGCAACAUAGUCCGUGGAGUCCUGUACAUUAGUGCUGCAACAUAGUCCACGGGAUCCUGUAUAUUAGAACUGCAACAUAGUCAAUUGGAUCCUGUUCAUUAGUUCUGCAACAUAGUAAAUGAUUCCCUUCCAUACGUGCUGCAACAUAGUCCAAGGGAUCCUGUGCAUUUAUAUUGCAACAAAGUCCAUGUAAUCCUGUACAUUAGUGCUGCAACAUAGUCCACGGGAUUUUGUACAUCUGUGAUGCAACAUAGUUCAUGGGAUCAUGUACAUUAGUACUGCAACAUAGUCCACGGGAUCCUGUACAUUAGUACUGCAACAUAGUCCACAGGAUCAUGUACAUUAGUACUGCAACAUAGUCCACGGGAUCCUGUACAUUAGUACUGCAACAUAGUCCAUGGGAUCCUGUACAUUAGUACUGCAACAUAGUCCACGGGAUCCUGUACAUUAGUACUGCAACAUAGUCCACAGGAUCAUGUACAUUAGUACUGCAACAUAGUCCACGGGAUCCUGUACAUUAGUACUGCAACAUAGUCCAAGGGAUCCUGUACAUUAGUACUGCAACAUAGUCCACAGGAUCAUGUACAUUAGUACUGCAACAUAUUCCAUAGGAUCCUGUACAUUAGUACUGCAACAUAGUCCACAGGAUUUUGUACAUUAGUAUUGCAACAUAGUCCACGGGAUCCUGUGCAUUAGUACUGCAACAUAGUCCACAGGAUUUUGUACAUUAGUAUUGCAACAUAGUCCACGGGAUCCUGUGCAUUAGUACUGCAACAUAGUCCAAGGGAUCCUGUACAUUAGUACUGCAACAUAGUCCACGGGAUCAUGUACAUUAGUACUGCAACAUAUUCCAUAGGAUCCUGUACAUUAGUACUGCAACAUAGUCCACAGGAUUUUGUACAUUAGUAUUGCAACAUAGUCCACGGGAUCCUGUGCAUUAGUACUGCAACAUAGCGCAUGAGCUCCUGUAUAUAAGUACUGUAAUAAUAGAAGUGCAACAUUGUUCAUAGGAUCUUGUACAUAAGUACUGCCUGUACGUUAGUAUGGCAACAUAGUGCAUGGGCAUGGGAUCCUAUACAUUAGUAUGUAUAUGUAUUUAUCAUGAUAAGCUUGUAAACUUGUGGCAUGUUGGACACAUACAUGUAUUAUACUGACAUCAUAGAAGAGAGUUUUCGGUCAAAAGAAAUUGCCAAUUAUGUUUCUGUAUUUGUAUAUUUUGUAAAUUACGUUUUGUUGUGGUGUGCAAUAUAAUUUUGUGUGUGUUAAAAUCAACAGUAUUAUGUUUAUUAUUUCUUGUACAAUUUAUACACUUUGUUAACAGUCUCCAUAUUUCUUGGGAAGAUCAAAUACUGUUUUUGUAUUUACAGACAUGUUACGUAGGAAGUUCUGUUAUAUUUCCAGUAUUUGUUAUUGUUUGUCUCAUAAUUAUGAAGUAUAUUAAAACACAUUA
Messenger RNA from Mya arenaria, 3906 nucleotides. RefSeq names its product testis-expressed protein 45-like. Lineage: Eukaryota; Metazoa; Mollusca; Bivalvia; Myida; Myidae. The record is from RefSeq and is a predicted model, not a curated record. The transcript has 9 exons. The coding region runs from base 175 to 1644 and encodes 489 amino acids.